AUGGAGAAGCGACGAAGAGGCGGCGUGUCGUCCCUGAUGGUGCUGGCGGCGUUGUUGACGGUGGCCGCAAUGCCGUCGCCGCCCAGCGUGGAGGCCGCGCUGUCGCCGGACUACUACAAGGACAGCUGCCCGGACCUGGAGUCGAUCGUGCGGUACGAGGUGACGAGGAAGAAGAACGAGACGGUGGUCACCAUCCCGGCGACGCUCCGCCUUGUCUUCCACGACUGCAUGGUCGGGCUCAACAGCUGGUUACAUGCAUAUUGCCAAGAAUAUGACGAAGAUGCUGCCUUUGGCUGGCUCUCUGGUCUCUGCUAG
This is a messenger RNA of Miscanthus lutarioriparius, 315 nucleotides long. The record is from the annotation of a GenBank genome assembly. Lineage: Eukaryota; Viridiplantae; Streptophyta; Magnoliopsida; Poales; Poaceae.